UACUCCACAGUGCGUAUGCCCAGCUAAGGUAUACGUUGCAUUACAUAUUGCUUCAUGUAUUUGGUUAUGUAGCAGUGCAAGUUCAAUAAAUAGAGAAUCCACAUCGACAGCGGUAUGUGGGGUGCUUUUUAGGUCUAUCAAAUUUAGUCGCUUUAUCUACGUUCCAUUUCUAAUAUUAUGAUUAUUCUUGAUUAGUUAUCUAACUGUGAAAACAACAUGAGCUUAUAUUUUUAACAUAUGAGUCUUAAAUUAAUUAUUUUUUUCGUUUUUACGAGGUGAAUCAGAUUGAUAACAAACUGGCAUAAAAUAAAUAAAUAUUUAGGUCUCGUAUCUGUUAAUAGAAAUUUGCGUAGUAACGAAACGUGAUUGUAACCGACCAAUCAGAAGCGUUGCCCCUUCCGCUCGACAGCAGCGCCGCUAGCGACCUAAACAAAAACUAAAGCGAAAUAACUCCAUCUUGUCUGACAGAUUUGUGUGUUUAUUGUGAAUAUUUCGUAUAUCUUUAGCAAAUGUACCUAUUUACUAAUAAUUACUAUUAUAUUUAAUGCGUAAACUAUCUGGAGUUUCGUUAUACAUUAAAUAAUACAAACAUUUAACGGGGGUGUCGUAAUUCGGAGUGAAUCUACCAGUGACGAAGUGUCCAUCUCAUUGACUGGUAUAUAGUUACUUAUUUUUGUGAUAAGCGGAGCGCGCGGGGCUUGCGGACGGCUUUUGUCAACAAGAAGCGUGCCUGAGCGGUCGCGUGACGCACGUGGUGCGCGACAGCGGCGCCGGCGCCGCGCCCCCGCGAUGGCGCCGUGACUCCGCCCGCACGCGCGCCGAUGCCAUGCUCGACCGCGUCCGCCACGCGCCCACACCACACAACUACGUGCUGCUCUCUGUUGAGAAGACAGUGCAGGCCUCUGUAUAAGGAGUUUGAUGCGUGGCCUGAGAUCUCAUUAGAACCUAACCCGGAGAGGAAAGAGAAGAAGGAACCACCUAUAAACCAAGGAGUCACGGUCAAUAACAACUACCAAAAUACGAUUGGACAGAAUCGCGAAAUGACACGGAAGAACAACCGUCCGCGAAUAAAAGAGAAAGAGGACAAAGAGCCUCAGGGCGGGUACUGCGAGGCGUGCGGCGCCAUGUUCGCCGACCUCGCCGCGCAUGCGCGCUCGCCGCGCCACGCCGCCUUCGCGCGCGACACCAGCAACUUCCUCGCGCUCGACUCCCUCAUCGGCGCCUCCUUCCUGCCCGUCAACGGCGAGCGCCGCUCCCUCCGCAACGUGUGCAACGGCGAGCUGGACUCCCGCAGAGUCAACGGCGCCUCCCCCCGCAACGGCGCCCUAGACGACGAACCCCGACGCACGCGCUGCAGGAAAACCGACAGCCAGGAGGACCGCCAGUAUUACAAAGUCGUCGGGGUCAGUACGAAGCUCCGGUCCAGCGGGGGCUUCGCCGCCAAACGGAAGGAUUCGUCCCCGACGUGCAACGGGAAACCGCUCGUAGUCAAGUUCAGAAAAGUGAGACGCUCCGAGCUGUCGGUGCUCAGUGACGAGGCGGAGCAGUUUAUGUUUCCGAAACGCGCCAGUUCGACCAGCUCGACUUCUUCGGAUGACGACGAUGAUGAUGAUGAAGACGAAAAAAAGGAGUCUCCUCGGCGAAAGACGCCGCCCCAGCCCGCGCCGGCGCUAGAACGGAGACGUCAGGCGCGCCCGACCGCAUUAAAAGAGGAAUCAUCCGAGGAAGACAGCUGGCUAGAUGACAAGCGGCGGCGGAAGCGACGAGUGGUCCCCGUCGUGAGGAGAACGCGUCGAGCGCCCUGUAAACCUCCCACGCCUGAGCCCGAACCGCCGCCCGAAAUAGAACUUCCAGUAGAAAAGGAACCUGUUCCAGACCCUGAGCCCGAAGUGAGUCCGCUCCGAGAGGAGCCGGUCGAGAAAUGUAUGAAAUGGGAGGAUGGCCGACUCAAGUAUACUCCGGCAGUGGAACAGUUGGAGUUCGCGUUCGAGAGCGUGCCGCGGAGUGAGCCCUGGUUCGAGACCUUCACGCGGCAGGACCACGACCAGGUCUCGAUCAAAAACGUGCCACGGUGUUUUGCAUUAUACUCCAAGUCGCCAAAGUUACCGUACGAGAUCGGUCUGCUGCCGCCGCUGAAGCCGGACUGCUGCGCGCUCAGCAACCUGCCGCGCCCCGCCGCCGCGCGCGAGCCGCGCUCCGAGCGCUACGGCACGCGCGGCCUCAAGUCCCGCAAGCUGCACAAGCGCAUCGCCGCCGUCGCGGCGCAGGACUCCCGGCCGAGGAAGUCCCCCCGCGAGCACGCCUCCACGCUCGCCAUGCUCGGCUCGGCCGGCCUGCACCGCCGCGGGCCCGACGACGCCAAGUCCACCGCCUCCGAGGACACCGUCAGCGACGCGCUCAGCGCCAAGCCGGAGCCCUCCGAGGCGCAGGAGGCCGGCGAGCGACUCCAGAAGUUCCUCUCCGAGGUGUUCGACGACGCCGCGGAGUUCGAGCUGGACGAGGUGGACGGCGGCGCGCUGCCCGCCGCGGCGGCGCCGCCCGACGUGCUGGGGCUCGUGUCGGAGUGCGACGGCUGCGACAUCAUCCGCAACGAGAUAGCGCAGGUCGCCGAGCGGCGCCGCGCGCGCCGCCGCGGCCGCUUCAAAAAGAAGAACAGGACCGGCUGGCCCAACAAGAGGAAGUCCAAGAAGGGCUCGCGCACCAACAGCUCCGAGAAAACCGAGAGCAGCCUCGAUCGGUCCUCCGUCGCGUCCGAGGACACGGCCAACGACACCUGCGACGAGGACAACCUGUCCGAGAUCGAGGAGACGACCCCGCCGAAGGUCAAGUCGGAGGACGAGCGGGAGGCGAUGGACGUCGACCGGGACGGAAAGUCCGACGACAAGCCGCUGCGGCUCGACGUGAAAGUGCUCCUGGAGGACGAGAAAAAAGCGGAGAAAGUGGCCAAAAGAGGGUCGGCGCGCUCGUCCGCGUCGGAGGAGGCGGAGGAGCGAGGGAGAAAGAAGAAACGCGCGCUGAGUAAUCUGGCCAGCUGGCUGCAGCCCGUCGUGCGCGUGGCGCGCGUGGACGCGGCGGCGCGGCGCCUGCGCUCCGCCGCCAAGCCGCGGCAAGCCCGCCUGCGGUAACCCCGCCCCAGUGAUACCCCGCCGGCUCACUGUACCUGAUGUACCAUGUCGGUGCGGCCGAACUAUACUACUGACUUCGACGAUUCCAGUGGAAUCUAAAUUUAUUUUUAUUGAAGGAUAUGAAUGUGACAAAUGUGCCGAUUGAAAGUGACAAUUUUCACGGGACGAACUAAGGUGCCCUCGGUUUUUGAGAUAAAUGACCUAGCAUAAUUAACUUUCGUAAUGUUAUCUUCCUGCAUAUUAGUUGUUUGCUCCUUUAGUCCAUAGUUUUUGAGUUUAAUUGCUAUUAGUUUUUCACUAUUUUGUUUUUUAUUUGGUCAACAAAUUGACCUCUUAUGUUCUUCGCGUAUGGAGGAGGAUGAUAUUAUAUAAAGUGUGACAAACGUAGCGUUUCGCCAUAGUCGUCAAUUUCGUUGUUUUCGUCUAGCACGCGCUGUGCAGUCGAGACUUUCUCAAAAACAUGUCUUUGAAAGAUAUAGUGCAUAAGUUUAUCAAAACUAUGUUUUUGAGGCUGGACAUAGGGUUUAGCUGUAAUGAGUAUUGUAAAUAUACUGUAAUUUAACCGAGUGUCCGUGUGUGUAUCUGAGAGAGCUUAGUCUGUAUAUAACUGUUGCGCGAAUGCGAACUGUUUCUUUUCCUUUUUAUUUAUAAACAAAUGAAAGUUAUCUCAUGUAAUUUCGUCAUUAAAAGUUGUAUAAAAUAUUAUGAUUCUCAA
Cydia splendana is the source of this 3840-nucleotide messenger RNA. It is a transcript of the gene chif, whose product is annotated as nucleolar and coiled-body phosphoprotein 1. The coding region runs from base 822 to 3125 and encodes 767 amino acids. Gene Ontology annotation, cellular component: Dbf4-dependent protein kinase complex. Lineage: Eukaryota; Metazoa; Arthropoda; Insecta; Lepidoptera; Tortricidae. The transcript has 5 exons. Gene Ontology annotation, biological process: regulation of cell cycle phase transition; positive regulation of nuclear cell cycle DNA replication. The record is from RefSeq and is a predicted model, not a curated record. Gene Ontology annotation, molecular function: nucleic acid binding; zinc ion binding; protein serine/threonine kinase activator activity.